CUUCGCGGGUGAGUUGCUUAGAACGUAUGCGGAAAACGGUCGAUCGAAAGGACGGUGAUCCGGUAUCGAACGCGUCGAAAUUGUAAACACUGUCUGCUGGACGAGGGAAAGAGAACAUUUCGAAUGCCAAACAAAGGAUAGACAACCGACGAAUUCGUUGUCUGCUCGAUGAAAGUUAUCAAUGAAAAUUACACGAUCGAAAUAACGCUUUAAGAGUUUAAAGUUGUUCUCUAUAGUUUCGAUUAAAACCCUGACUAUUUUUGAGAGUAGCCAACGUUCCCUCGAGGAUCGUCAGGACACGUGUCAAAAUGUGGAUGAACAAGACGAGCUCAUCGAUCGUGGAAAGUAAUUCGCGAUAGAGAAAGGUCAGCGACGAAGCGACGAAAGUAAUCGAUGCAUCGCUCGAUGGGUGUUCCGCGUUCUUUUGGUUUCCACGGCGGCGACCGCAAGUAAGCGUCAGUGAGACCAGAGGGAAAAUCCAACAGGGCGCCGGACAGCGCAGGACCCGUUGGAUGAACGAAGCCGAUCGGAACGAUGCGUCUCGUAGAUCAGCUGCUGUUUAUGACCCUUCUCUCGAUGGGUAACAGGAUCGAGGCUGGGUGGCCCAAGGUCGGGAACCCGUUGUCUUCCGCUUGGUGGAGUUUUUACUCGCGAUCCACGGACUCCGCGUCCACGUCCUCCAUUUCGUCGCUCGAGGCGGAGGACUGCACCGAGUGCGCCCACAACAAAGUCGGUUUCGCCGCCAACGAUCCGAUUUUGAACGAGCUGAGGGUCGAGUACGUCAAGCAACAGAUUCUCAAGAAACUGCGACUGUCCAGGCCUCCGGCGAUAUCAAUGCCACUCUCGACCUUGCCGAAACCACUGAUAAACGGUCGUGUGCUGGAACUCCGACCCGGGGCGCCCCUCGAACCGGAAAAAUCGGCCGACAGCUUUUACGGAAAGACCGAUCAGAUCGUCGUUUUUCCGAACGAAGGUGUUGCCGAUUCGAAGAAGUGUCAGCAGAGCACGAACCAUUUGACGGGGUUCAAUCCCGCCGCCUGUUUCACGUUUUACCUGCCAAAUGAAAUGCAAUUCGUCGACGUGACCUCGGCGCAGCUUUGGUUUUACAAGGAAUACGACGAGAACGACGACCUGAAUCAAACCUUCGUGCUAUCCGAACUCGAUCACUGGGACCUGGGGGGCAACUUCGAGAAGAACACCGUGGUGGCAAUCUUCGAAACCGAUAUCGGAGAGGGUUGGGUGAAAGCGGACGUAAGCUUCAUGCUGAAAAAGUGGGUGGAAGAGCUUCGACUGAGCCGCGCGAUACAGAUCGCUUGCAGCACCUGCACGAUGAACCGCGAGGCCGCGCCAGUUUCCGUCGAGCAGACACUGAAACCUUUCCUCGUGAUACACACGUCGCCUUUGCCGCAGAGAAACAGGCCGAAGAGGAACACGAACUGCUUGCCAGAAAUGAAAGAGUGCUGCAGGGACGAGCUCUACAUCAACUUCGAGGACAUCGGUUGGAGCGACUGGAUCCUCCAUCCGAGCGGAUAUCACGCGUACUUUUGCCGCGGAUCUUGCUCCUCCGCGGCCUCGAUCACCGUCAACAGCUCACCCUACAGUAACGUAAUCAGAAGGUUAUUCGCCAAGUCUAGUAACACGGUGCCCCGUCGAAACGAGAUCGUUCCAUGCUGCUCGCCCACGCAGCUAUCUCCCAUUCAGCUGCUCUACGUCGACUCGAACAACACGAUCACGCAAAAAACUCUGCCCAACAUGGUGGUCGAAGCCUGCGGUUGCAUGUGAUUCGCGCGACGAACUCGAGCCGAAUUUCGUGCCUGUAUCGUACCUGGCUACGAACGUGCUCGUCGCGAUUGAGAAAACCGUCAACGCUCUGUUCCACGAUGUUCGAACGGUUCAACGCUUUUCGGCGCGUCCAUAGACUUACAUUUCCCCGUGAAUCGAAAAAAACGUUCGAAUCGCCAUGCAAAACGAAAUUUGGAAGUUGCGCAGCAACGAUCAGCGAAAGGAUUGCGUAACACCGUUCGCACGCGUGGCCGUGCGAGCGUGCGAAACAGUAUUUCUUUUUUCUAGCUGUACUUGCCGCAUGUAUGUACAGUACGGACGAAGCCCUUGAGCUGGCUUUCGGAUAUUUAAUCGAUCGUUACGAGAAUUUAUUUAUUGUUAAGCCGCGUUCGUUGCGAACGAAUUGUCGAAUCGACGAACAGAUCAGGAUUGAGAGGACGUUCCGUCUAUUAGAUUGGAUCUGUAACGGAGGAGAUCGGUGGAACCGAUUUUUCACGAGACGUCAUCCUUACAGCCAGCGAUUCCGGGCGACGGGGAUGAUCCGCGCGUCUCUUAGACAGGGAUUACCAUAUAGCGGAGAGUUCCAAACGGGGCGGAGCUAUCUAAAAUGUAAAUGGACUGGGUGAUCGAAGCCUGGACGAUUGAAAUGAUGGGGACAAUGAAACGAGUUCAAUUAAUCGACGAUCCACUCUUUAACGUUCGCUCUACUCCCGUAGAACGAUACAUCGCGAACAAAUGAAAAAUAUAGCUCGGACGUCUAGAUUGUCAAACACACUCGUCCGAAGCCUCGGGGCUGGCGAAACACAUCGCCGGGGGCUGGUCUACCGUGAAAUUAAUGAAGCUUCAGCUUCGCGCACUCUGAGAGCUCCUUACUCGUUCAAUUUUUAAUUUAAUUUAAUUUAAUUACUUUCGAUUCUUCUAUAUUUGUAACGUAUUUCUCCGUUCGAUUUUCUAGACAGUUCAAGUGUCUACGUUAUUUUAUAUCAAGAAAAAUGGGAUAAAUAUAUUUGAAUAAUAGUAACGUUCGUCUUUCGUUGACCUCUCGAGGGAUGAAUUUUAAAUGGAUUAUUUAUAGCAUUAUUUAUCUUGAUUAUUGUAUAUUUUUUAAUUCUAACAGGUAUUGCGAUCGCGAAUAACGACGCAAAGCCGAACGUACGGAGUAUGUGACAAUAUCCCUCGAAAGGUUGCAGUGUUUCAAAAAAGGAACGGACCUCUCGAAGUAAUUAUUACGCGCCAUUUCAGGCUGGAUCCGCCGCUAACGUCGGCCAUACCGGAAAAAAUUUGUUAAAAAAUCCCCUCGAUACGACAACGUCCAUUACCGACUGCAAUCAACGUUUUUUAAUGGAAGCAUGUUUCGUAAAAUGCGAGCAAACAAAUAUCCAACGCAUAUCAAACGCAAAAAGAAUCCCGAUAGCGACCGAGGACGAACCCGUCACCGCCAUUUCGAUAAUUCCCAAUGCGCCUAUUAAUAACGUCGCGUACACUGAAACGACAAAAAUAAAUUCGUCAUACACGCAAUGCGAUUACAAAUAUAGAACGUGAACAUUUUGAGUAACCCUUUUCACGCAACCUUGCAACGCGUCAACAAACGCGAAACGGAAACUGCUUUAGCCUAGUAAAUUCAAAGUGAUAUUGCUUUGUACGUGGCAAACUAAAAACUAAAAUUCUGACCAGCGUCUACGUACGUGGUAGAGUAAAAUUUUAACCAACGAGUUUAAUUAUAUUAUUAACAAUUUCAGUGGUAAGUCUACUUGUUGCUACACUUGCAAAGAGAUUAGAAACUCUGCGGUUUGAACUUUUUCUCGCUUGUCAAUUUUUUCUUUCAAACGCUAGCUACUUGUAUCCUGUCAUGUAUGAACUUUUAUUUUCAUCAUCCUUUGCUAGUUUUUUGGAAAUAGAUGAAUAUUUCAUUACAAGUACAUUGAUGCUCUUGGAUAAAUAGAUUUGUACCAAAAAUUGGUUACAAAUUAUAGUGUACUAAUACAUAUCCUUGCGUAGAUCUAAAAGUUACUUCCUUUUUUUUCUGUUUAAUUUCUGUCGAUUACAAAAAACAGUAUCGCCAUCUAGCGGCGAGCAUCGAACUAAUUUGUCGAAUUAUAUAUAUGUAGAUAUAUGUAUAUGUAUACCUGAACAUAAACGACACACUUGUUAACCUCUC
Molecule: messenger RNA, 3940 nt
Organism: Hylaeus volcanicus
Lineage: Eukaryota; Metazoa; Arthropoda; Insecta; Hymenoptera; Colletidae
Gene: daw
Product: growth/differentiation factor 8
Exons: 4
Coding region: 535-1782 (415 amino acids)
Biological process (GO): BMP signaling pathway; SMAD protein signal transduction
Cellular component (GO): extracellular region
Molecular function (GO): cytokine activity; growth factor activity
Source: RefSeq, a predicted model, not a curated record